Messenger RNA from Gordionus sp. m RMFG-2023, 2390 nucleotides. Its product is annotated as extracellular sulfatase SULF-1 homolog. Gene Ontology annotation, molecular function: N-acetylglucosamine-6-sulfatase activity; glycosaminoglycan binding. NCBI's taxonomy places the organism in Eukaryota, Metazoa, Nematomorpha, Gordioida, Chordodea, Parachordodidae. The transcript is spliced from 14 exons. Bases 37 to 2301 code for a protein of 754 amino acids. The record is from RefSeq and is a predicted model, not a curated record.
AAAACAGAUCAGAUAAAGAGACCCAAUAUUAUAUUGAUGCUCACAGAUGACCAAGAUGUUGAAUUGGGCUCUUUGAAUUUCAUGCCGAAAUUGAAAAAAAUUUUUGAGAAGGGAGGCGCAAAACUGAGUAACGCUUUUGUGACUUCUCCUGUAUGUUGCCCAUCUCGGAGUUCUAUCCUUACAGGAAUUUACGCUCAUAAUCACAAUGUACACUCCAAUAGGAUAAAUUGUUCAUCACUUGAAUGGCAAAUGACUCACGAACCUAGAACUUUCGCUAACUAUUUACAAAAGGAGGCUGGUUAUAUAACAGGCUACUUCGGUAAAUAUUUAAACCAAUACAACGGAUCCUACAUACCUCCAGGGUGGGAUGAAUGGUUGGGCCUUUUUAGGAACACGAGAUACUACAAUUACACGAUAAAUCAUAAUGGGAUUAAAAUCAAACAUGGCGACAUUUACGAAGAAGACUACUUUAGUGAUUUGAUAAUCAAUGAGAGCUUAAAAUUUUUGAAUAGUUCUAAAUAUGCCCACCCAGAAAGUCCAAUACUUAUGGUUCUGAGUAUGCCGGCCCCCCACGGAAAUGAAGAUAGUGCGCCUCAAUACAGUCAUAUGUUCAAAAACGUAACUAGCCACAGGACUCCCUCCUGGAAUGCUCCUGCCAUGGAUAAAGAAUGGAGUUUACAAAGAACGAGAAAAAUGAAACCUAUUGAGAUCGCUUUCACGGAUAUGCUUCAUCAGAAAAGACUUCAAACUUUGCAAUCUGUAGACGAGGCCAUAGAGAGACUGUAUAAUGAAUUGGAUAGCAUAGGCGAACUCAAUAAUACUUAUUGGAUAUAUUCAUCCGAUCAUGGUUAUCAUAUAGGCCAAUAUGGUUUGGUAAAAGGAAAAUUUCUACCAUAUGAAUUUGAUGUCAGGGUUCCAUUGUUUAUUAUAGGACCCGAUGUUACACCGAAUAGCGAAAUAAAAGAGAUCGCCCUAAACCUCGAUAUAGCGCCGACAAUUUUAGAUAUGGCGAGAAUAAACAUAAAACAGCAUAUGGACGGGAAAAGUUUAUUAUCUUUAUUGAAGAAUGAACAUCAGAUAAAUGUCGAAAAGAACUCUGUUUGGAGAGAUACCUUUUUGUUAGAGAUGAAUGGAAUAAAUAAAAAGCUGCUUUUAUGCAUUCAAAAUUUGAGUUUCAGCAUACAGAAUCAUCAAAAAGGUGAUCUAGGGAUAAUAGAAAGGGAAUGGAUCGAAAAAGAAUGCCUCAAGACAAAUUCUUCGCUUUGCAAUAAAGAUCAAGAAUGGUAUUGCGAGAAAGACACUAACACCAAUAAAUGGGGUAAAGUCAAUUGUCGUUAUUAUGGAGUUAUGACUCAAGGUCAAUGUAUGUGUAUUUCUAAACACAGUCAUGGAAUAGAAGAUCAUAACGUUCAAAACGUAAAUUGCAAUUGCCCUCAAUAUGUAUUAGGACACGAGAAUAGGACACCCGGAAGCGAUAGAAAUGGGUCGAGGAAUGAUCACCCAUUUAUAUUUCAUAGGUUUGAUACUCAAGUUAAAAAAAAAUCCGCAGAAAAAGUCUCAGAGUUGGACUUACGUUGCCGAAUUGUUAACAGUUCAGUUAAAAUAAAAAGGCAACGGAAGAAUAGGAAUAACGUGACUAAUAUUUUGAUGACCAACCAAACAGUAAGCCAUUGGUGGAACUACAACGAGACUACAUUAAAUAUUACCAAGCGAUCAAAGACUCUUAAAUGUUCAAACAGUUCAAAUAAAUGCAAAGGAAAAAGUAGACAAAAAAGGCUAAGAGAAAAAGAGCGACAAAAAAGGCUUAGAGAAAAAGAGCGACAAAAAAGGCUUAGAGGAAAAGAGAGACAAAAAAGGUGUAGGGAAAGAGCGCGAAAAAAAAGGUGUAGAGAAAGAGCGCGAAAAAAAAUGCUUAGAGAAAAAAAACAGAUAGAAGGAAAAAAUCAAUGCUCCAAUGAUACAAUGAUGAAUUGCUUUCAACAUGAUAAUGAUCACUGGAAAACGGCACCAUUUUGGACAUUGGGACCAUGUUCCUUCUGUCAAAACGCAUAUAUUGGCUACUCGUGCCUACGAACCAUCAAUAAAGAUUCAAAUUUUUUGUACUGUGAAUUCGCAACGGGAUUUAUAAGUUAUUAUGACGUAGACAAUGAUCCUCAUCAACUCAAAAAUGUAGCAGCAGAAUUAUCGCUAUCAAAUCUUCUAAAUCUUAGGGCUAUGUUAUCGCAACUCAAAUCUUGCCAAGGACAGAAUUGCAAUGUCAAUUUUAACCAAAAGGCUUCAUCAGGCCCAAUAGAUGGUUGAUGGGAAAAACUAUUCUACGAGUACUCCUUAAAACGAGAGACAUUUAUCAGGGAAACAACGGAAAUAAGAUAUAUAAUUUUUUAUCAGCG